AUGUCUGGUGCUCCCUACACCAUUCCGUACUCUGGAUCCCGCGCAAAGGGCCCAGAGGACGGCUAUGCUCCCGAUUCUGCCGCUCCUGGUAGCACCAGCAGCGGUUACAAAGCUGCUGGAUCAGGUUACAAGCAGCCUGUCGUCGCCUCUGACGCUCCAGCAGCUGGCAACGCGCACUGCACUGGACAGCACGGCAAGGGCAACACCUACGGCACUCCUCACUCGUCUGCUCUCUGCCAUCCCAAGUACGCCAAUUCUGGCUCUUCCUACUGCAUCUACGAUGAUAGUCCUGGCAAGGGCGAGACUGUUCACCACAAAAAGAGCACUGUCAAGAACGGCAAUGGCCCCAAGACCUAUGAUGGCGCCUGUGACGAGCAAGACGUUGUCCCGGAUCUAGCUCCUUUCAACAAGGAACGUGGCAGUCGCCUGCUGUACCCCUGCGGCAAUUGUCACCUCUUUAUCCUCUAUCUCAAGAGAAAGCCUGACUUCUGCGACGUCUGCCGCAUGAUUCCCGACUGCCAGAACUGCGGUCGUGACUACCCCGAGAUGGGCGGCCAGGGCGUGCGUCGCCCCUCGAUCGGCUUCACGUUCCCCAACGGCAACGUCGGCACGUAUGACGCCCCUAAGCCCGAAUUUCCCUUUGACCUCGUCGGCGACUACAACUUUGGUCAGAGCAAGUAG
Messenger RNA from Verticillium alfalfae VaMs.102, 681 nucleotides. RefSeq lists its product with no specific name. NCBI's taxonomy places the organism in Eukaryota, Fungi, Ascomycota, Sordariomycetes, Glomerellales, Plectosphaerellaceae. The coding region runs from base 1 to 681 and encodes 226 amino acids. The record is from RefSeq and is a predicted model, not a curated record. The transcript has 2 exons.